Molecule: messenger RNA, 3725 nt
Organism: Aspergillus novofumigatus IBT 16806
Lineage: Eukaryota; Fungi; Ascomycota; Eurotiomycetes; Eurotiales; Aspergillaceae
Gene: mph1
Product: 3'-5' DNA helicase
Exons: 3
Coding region: 360-3638 (1092 amino acids)
Biological process (GO): double-strand break repair via synthesis-dependent strand annealing; replication fork reversal; interstrand cross-link repair
Molecular function (GO): four-way junction helicase activity; four-way junction DNA binding; hydrolase activity
Source: RefSeq, a predicted model, not a curated record
UCAAUUUUCCACCACGACAAUUGAGGACCAUGAAACUUGGUAUGAACAGGGCGACUGUUGCCUUGGACAAGGUAUCUCGAAUCUUCCUCGUUAAACCUCAUCGCAUGGCCCAAGUGGAGCUGCUAAAAUGGUUUCCAUGACUCCUCCGUCCACCAGUAACACUAAGCCCAGAAGCGAAGGACGUGCGCCGCCGAUUCUCUCUAGACGAUGGGUGCAAGUGCAAACAGGACAAACCACUAUUAUAUUGUUCAAUUAGCCUCACGUGAUGUCGCGAUACCGCGUCGCGUCGCUGCAUCACUAAACAAUGAGCCUUAUAAUCCGACGAGGGGCUAUUUGGUUAAGAUCAAGCGAGUCGCGACAUGUCCGUUUCUGGUGACGACUCUAAUGAUUAUUUUGACGAUGAGAUUGGCGACGUUACCGUUCCUGGGACACCCGACGCAGUUGAAUCAGCCCAGACGAACAACCGUCCAGCAAAGCGUCGGCGCCUUGACGCUGGCGUUUUUGAUGAUGCAGAAUCCGAUAUCUCCAUAGAUCAGGGUGACGGGGAGGACGAACUUCAAUCGCCCGACCGAGCGUCUGUUAACGGCGUUCAAUUUGAGGAUGUCGAGAGAACCUCCAAGUACAAGGUCUUUGUACCAAAACGCAACAACUUCCAGGAGAAUAUCUUCGUCACACAAUUGACCCAGCCGCCUUCGCCCCCGGAGAUGAUUCGUGGCCCUCGAUGGAAGAAGCCUGGCCCCGAACCUCUUGCGCCCGAGCCUACAACGACCGCUGUUGAUGCCAGUCAUCAACCGGAUCAGUAUUAUGAUGAAGAUAAAGAAAUGGAGGCUGCUAUUGCAGCAUCACUGCAAUCAUUUGAGGAAGAGAAUGGGGGAAAUAUCCCCUCUACUGCAUCCAGGUCUACACCGGCACAGACUGCUGUCGCACCUUCCGCCGCACUGAAAGAGGCUGCAGCGGACGUGCCAUUCGAUCUUGAUGAUAUACCAGAUGACGCCUUCGAUUCGGACCUAUCCUUGUCGCCACCCAGAACGACAUCUCAAGCGACACGUCGACCGCCUGUUCAAUCUCAAUUCAGCACCAAUCGCCCGCUUGGCCUACGGCAAUCCACAUUAUUCGACAUGGCUGCACGAAAUUCCGACAUCUCCUCGCAGCAGGGAGAGCAAAUUUUCUCACCACCGGAGAAAAAUGAACCUCCUACUCAUCACAAACUCAAUGAAGAGGCUAUAAACACAUGGGUCUACCCCACUAAUUUGGGGAAGACGAGAGAUUACCAAUUCAACAUCGCACAGCGAGGUCUUUUCCAUAAUCUGCUGGUUGCGCUUCCUACUGGUCUUGGAAAGACGUUCAUCGCUGCGACCAUUAUGCUCAAUUGGUAUCGAUGGACAAAGAGUGCUCAAAUCAUCUUCGUAGCACCGACAAAGCCCCUGGUAGCUCAGCAGAUCUCUGCUUGCUUCCAGGUGGCCGGCAUCCCGCGAUCACAGACGACCAUGCUGACAGGUGAAGCCGCGCCAGGCAUUCGCGCGGAGGAAUGGAAAAGCAAACGUGUUUUCUUCAUGACCCCUCAAACCCUCGUCAAUGAUCUCAAGUCAGGAAUAGCCGACCCCAAACGUAUCGUUCUGCUCGUUGUUGACGAAGCUCAUCGUGCCACUGGCGGCUAUGCAUACGUGGAAGUGGUCAAGUUCCUCAAGCGGUAUAACAAGAGCUUCCGGGUCCUCGCCCUCACUGCAACCCCAGGUUCUACUGUGGAGUCAGUGCAAGCCGUCAUUGAUGGCCUGGGUAUUGCCAAGGUGGAGAUUCGCACCGAGCAGUCUCUCGACAUUCGGGAGUAUGUACAUGCUCGGGACACCGAGAUACAAACGUUUCAGCACUCCGAUGAAAUGGUGCUGUGCAUGGAGCUUUUCACAAGGACUCUGCAGCCGCUUGUCGACCAACUUCGUAACCUCAACGCCUACUGGGGAAGGGAUCCGAUGGCUCUCACCGCGUUCGGUCUCACCAAGGCCCGUCAGCAAUGGAUGGGUUCAGAUGCAGGGAGGAAUGCGAACCUUGGCCUGAAGGGCAAAGUCAACGCAAUUUUCACCGUCCUCGCGAGUUUGGCCCAUGCUAUCGAUCUCUUGAAAUAUCACGGGGGCAAAUAUCAACGCCAGAUUGUGCAGGACGAAAGCUUCAAGAAACUCAUGAACCAUCUCCAGCCUUGGACUAAGAACCCAGAAUUCAUCGGCCAUCCGAAGCUAGAAUACCUCAAACAGGUCGUGCUCAAUCACUUCAUGGAUCGCGGGGAAGGAACCGCAGCCAAUGGAGACCAGAGUCAGUCAGCGACACGAAUUAUGAUAUUUGUACAUUUUCGAGACAGCGCUGAGGAGGUUGUCAGAGUUCUGAAGCGGUACGAGCCUCUGAUUCGACCCCACGUGUUCGUAGGGCAGAGCAGUGCGAAAGGAUCGGAGGGAAUGGACCAAAAGACACAGUUGAGCAUUGUGCAAAAGUUCAAGAAAGGCACAUAUAACACUAUCGUGGCAACCUCAAUUGGUGAAGAAGGUCUUGAUAUUGGCGAGGUCGAUCUCAUCGUCUGCUACGACUCUUCGGCGUCGCCCAUCCGCAUGCUCCAGCGCAUGGGACGUACUGGUCGUAAGAGAGCUGGUAAUAUUGUGCUGCUUCUGAUGCAGGGCAAAGAAGAGGAGUCUUAUAUUAAGGCCAAAGAUAAUUAUGAGAAAAUGCAGCAGAUGAUAGCCAGCGGUACUCGGUUCAUUUUUCAUGACGACACAUCCCCUCGCAUCUUGCCCCCAGGAGUUCGACCUGUGGCUGAGAAGAGGCAAAUCGAUAUUCCGGUGGAGAAUACGCAGGCUGAUUUACCAGAGCCCAGAAGGAGAGCACGGCCCCCAAAAAGGCCGCCGAAGAAGUUCCAUAUGCCAGAUGACGUCGAGACUGGUUUUGCAAAGGCGUCCAGUCUAACUGGGAAAGUGACGAAGAAAGCAGAAACUAAGAGAGCCGUCCGCAAACCAACGCCAGAGCCUGUGGAGGUUCCCGCCCUGGAAGAAGUUCUCCUUACGCCAGGACAGCAAGAGGAUCUUGAGCGACGCUAUUGUCAUAUAGGAGGCACUAGUCCAGAGUUCAUCCGGAACCCACGUGUUGACGCCUAUCCUCGCCUGCAAUCCGUUCCUAGGCCGACAAAAGCUGUUAAACAUGGUUCCUUGACCUUCCGCAUGAUUGGUACUCUUCAAAAAAUGAGUAAGGUCACUGUUGAUUGUGAAAGCCGAUACCGGAAAGUGUUGGCUCUGGAGUCAAGCAAGAAGAUUCAGGACUCAGUUCUGUCUGGCGAAUCGGGCCCUCCAGCGCAGAACAGUGGAAGGCUGGGGAAGAAGCCGCACGCCUUCAAAAGGGCGUUGGCCACUUCACGGCUAAACAAUAUAUAUGUGCGGAAGGACGAAAAUGAGGACGGUUGCACUCCCGAACUGCUGUCCCCAGAGAAGUUGAUGCCAUCUUUUCUGGAACCUCAUCCCGAAAUACCUCCCUAUUCAUCACAAAGAAGCCAAGAUGCUUUUGAACUAGAUUUCCCUGAUGUUGAGACACUUCUCAAUCGCAGCGCAGAGCGUCAUGCUUCUCGCAAACGAAAUAGAUUAGUUCUUGACGACAGUGAGGGAUGACAUUUUGGUCAGCGUGGACGCUCUUGGAUACUUAAACUUGGCUUUUGGAAGAUUAUCGUCGUCUCUAGAUACCCAAAAUUACAUAGC